AUGUGGACUACAAUAUAUUGCUCGGUCGUGACUGGAUCCAUCAGUCCGGAUGCAUACCGUCCUCCCUUUUCCAAUUGUUGUUCUUUUGGGACGGUCAGAGGAUAUCCAUACACCCGGCCAACGAAAAAACCCUUCGAAACCAACACCGGGCAAGCACGGAUUUACGACGACUACGUUGGAUGGGUUGUCCUCACCGGCCACGAUGCAAGCGGCCAACCAACCAGGACAACGACCCAAAAAGUGCUGGAGUUAGGCGCCGAUAAUGUUCGACAGGAUUCAGCGCGUGAAGUAUUGAUCGACCUCACUAGCCUUUAG
This is a messenger RNA of Prunus armeniaca (apricot), 315 nucleotides long. The record is from the annotation of a GenBank genome assembly. Lineage: Eukaryota; Viridiplantae; Streptophyta; Magnoliopsida; Rosales; Rosaceae.